UUAAUUUUAUUAUACACACAAAAAUCCCCUGUUGACAAUGUUACAUGUACAGUACCAAAAAGAAUGAUGAAAUUAUGAUUGGAUAUUAGGAGUUAAGGAAGGGGGUGAUAAAUAAAGGAAAUUAUUCAAUUAAGCGUACUUUACAUAAAAAGUUAUGACUAAUUUACUGAGAAAACUAUUUAGAAAAAAACACCCACACAAGGAACAAAACAACUUGAACCAGCCGAUAAAUCACAUAUCAUUCAAUAAUCAUGAAAGUCCGGAAAAUUCGUUUUUAAUUGAUUUAGAAAACCCUCAGCAUGUUUAUUACAAAGAAAAACCUUAUGAAAAGAUCUCAAUCUUCGACCAAUCGAGAACCAAUGAACACCUGAAUAUAUCACAAAAAACACCAUGGGAACCUAUCGUGGAACAAAGUAUUGCACCUCGAAAAACAAGCAUGGCAUUAACAAAACCCCAAGUGUUUACAUGGAAAAAUAAAGAUGCGUACGUAUACAGAAUAGACUCUACGCACUCACCAGUUGAAAAUCCUGAUUUAGAAUUUGUGAUUUACAUCCCAAUCGAUACUGCGGUAACAUGGCUUAACUCUAUGGAUAAAACCCCAGAGUAUAUGUCGAAGCAUUCCAUCAACACAAAGCUUGAAGAAGAAGGUAUGAUUAUGAAACCAGAAAAAAUACACGGAGCAGAAGAGGAUAAUCACAGCCGCAGGUGCACGCUGCUCAGGUGGCAAAAUAAGUCGAAGAGUAACUCAGACUCUUCAGACACAGACGAUGAAGAUGAUGAAAAGGAUGAAGACGAUGAAGAUGAUGAAGAUGAUGAAGACAAGAAGGAUGAGAAAGACAAAAAGGACGCAAAAGACAAAAAAGAGAAAGGGAAAGAAUCCAAAAAAGACAAUGUUCCAAAAGCAAGUAAACUUAAGGAGAAAAAAGUGAGAGGGCCGAAGAAGAAAGUAAAGAAAGCAAGGAGAGUGUAUACAACGUAUGAAGUCGAUGAAGAUGAAAUCAGCUUAGGUCGGCUCAGGCCGCAAGAAACCCCAAGACAACCAGUGAAAAUAGUGGGGAAAAACGAUUUAUCUGAUGUAUGAGUUCAAACAAAUGGCCGGCCCAGUUUCAUCUCUAAAACUUGUUCUGCAACAACCUAGCAGAUCCUGAGAAAGUCUACAGAAAUAUACUUAUUUUCUAAUUAAUACUUUUAUUUAUUACAACUACAACUAAAAUCCUGGACACAUAUUACAUGUUAGAAAAGGACUCCAGGACACAAGAAAAAACUCAUAUUUGUCUGUUUGUAGGCCUACCUUGUUUACAGACUAUGUAAGACAGUGGAACUUUAAUAAUUCUAUCACUAAAAGAGCAGAAAAGCUAUGUGAUUUAUUCAGGAAUUAAAAUAGGUAAGUCUAGUA
Molecule: messenger RNA, 1396 nt
Organism: Macrosteles quadrilineatus (aster leafhopper)
Lineage: Eukaryota; Metazoa; Arthropoda; Insecta; Hemiptera; Cicadellidae
Product: bromodomain adjacent to zinc finger domain protein 2B-like
Exons: 2
Coding region: 155-1081 (308 amino acids)
Source: RefSeq, a predicted model, not a curated record